AUGGGCAAAGGCACCGAUAAACUCUAUAUCACGCACUCCGAAUGGUCUUCGUCCGACGCCUACUCGGCCAGUGCCGGCGCCAAUGCCUCCUCACGCGCCGAAAACCACAGCGCGUCCUUCCGCCGCCUGCCCUACAACUUCUGCGCCGCCAGCCUGCAGCCGUUCAAGAACCCCGUCUGCACCCCCGAAGGCACAAUCUUCGACGUCGAGGUUAUCGGCGCCUGGCUCGACAAGCACCCCGACCAGAACCCGGUCAACGGACAGACGCUGCUGAAAAAUGACCUGAUCAAGCUCAACUUUGCCAAGAACUCAGAGUCCAGCUCCCUCGACGCAGGUUUCGGCGACGCCAAGGGCGACCUCAUUGAUCCAGUCACGUACAAGGUCUUCACCGACAACACCCACAUCGUCGCCAUCCGCCAUGGGACCUACGCCAACGUGUUUGCGUGGGAGACGGUCCAGCGAAUGAACAUCAAAGCAAAGUUGUGGCAGGAUCUGGUCGACGACGAGCCCUUUACGCGCGCCGACAUCAUCACCCUUCAGGAUCCCCAAAAUUCCGCGAGCCGCAACCUGGAUCAGUUCAAGUAUCUGCAGGAUAGACAGGAGGCGCAGUUGACCAGGGAACAGCAAGAAGCCCGCCAAGCCGGCAACAUCAAUGCCGCCGCUCUGGGGAGCAUGGGGAACAAAGUCCUCAAGGCGAAAGCCGCCGUGGACAAGGCGCGCAAGGCACGAGAGGCCGGGGCCGACGUCAACCACAGCGCGGGCGCCGUGGUCAAGCGAGCGGCCGCGGCAGCUCCACUGGCGCGGACACCCAUGAUACAGCAAAAGACGCUGGCACCCAACUCAGCAGCCUACACAACCGGCAAGGCCGCGGCGAGCUUUACCAGCACGGGCUUGACCCCGGAGACGAGCGGCGAGCGUGCGCUACUGACUGAUGAGGAGUUUAUGCUCAAGCCAAGGCGCGUCAAGACAAAGGGGUACGCCAAAAUGGAGACCAACCUGGGAGAUUUGACAAUCGAGCUGCAGACGGAAACGGCGCCAAAGGCAGUGUGGAACUUCAUCAGGCUGGCGCAAAAGGGAUACUACAAGGGCGUGGCGUUCCAUCGGAAUAUCCCCGGCUUCAUGAUCCAGGGGGGAGAUCCAUCGGGGACGGGCAAAGGUGGUUCGAGUAUAUGGGGCAAGAACUUUAACGACGAGUUCGAGGGGCCCCUGGCGCACAAUGCCCGCGGAAUCAUUUCCAUGGCCAACAAGGGCAAAAACACAAACUCGUCGCAGUUCUUCAUCACGUACACGGCUGCGUCGCAUCUCGACCGCAAGCACACCAUCUUCGGGCGCGUCACCUCGGGCCUCGACGUUCUCACCAAGCUGGAGGCGGUCCCCACGGACGGCUCCGAUCGCCCGCUCAACAAGAUCUUCAUCAAGGACCUGGUGGUGCUGAUUGAUCCGUUUGAGGAGUUCCUGGCGCAGCACCGCGAGCAACAGAGCCGAGAGGCGCGGCGCGAGGAGAUUGUCAGGCAAGGCGGCACCGAGGACGAUAAGUUGACGUGGACGGGAAAGAGGAUUCGAGGAGGUGGCGCGCAGACGAAGGGGGAGGCGAGGCAGGCCGUGGGGAAGUACCUGCAAGCUGCCGUGGGUCCUGACGGCAGUGGCGAUGCGGGCCAGGAUGUGGACACUUGGGAGGAGCCGGUCAAGAAGAAGUUCAAGGCCGGCGGGUUUGGCAACUUUGAUGGCUGGUAG
Molecule: messenger RNA, 1734 nt
Organism: Hirsutella rhossiliensis
Lineage: Eukaryota; Fungi; Ascomycota; Sordariomycetes; Hypocreales; Ophiocordycipitaceae
Product: cyclophilin type peptidyl-prolyl cis-trans isomerase/CLD domain-containing protein
Exons: 3
Coding region: 1-1734 (577 amino acids)
Biological process (GO): protein folding; protein polyubiquitination; protein peptidyl-prolyl isomerization
Cellular component (GO): catalytic step 2 spliceosome
Molecular function (GO): ubiquitin-ubiquitin ligase activity; peptidyl-prolyl cis-trans isomerase activity
Source: RefSeq, a predicted model, not a curated record